Penicillium antarcticum is the source of this 294-nucleotide messenger RNA. RefSeq lists its product as uncharacterized. The record is from RefSeq and is a predicted model, not a curated record. Lineage: Eukaryota; Fungi; Ascomycota; Eurotiomycetes; Eurotiales; Aspergillaceae. The annotation marks the transcript as partial. The transcript is spliced from 2 exons.
GGCUCGGAGGAUAACCUCUAUCAUGUCGUUGCAAGAGCCACUGAUGCUCAAUCUACGGCCCUGCCAAAUUCUGGUAGAAUUCGGGUGCACACGAGCUGCUUGAGCUAUUGGAAUCUCGGUGAAUGGGAUGCCACUUUGGAGCAAUUAAAGGUCGUGGCCAAUUACGGCCAGCAGGCUACUCAAAUGACACUCGACUUGAUCAACAACAACAUGAACAACAACAAUCCAACCCUGCAUGCACAGCAAAGACGCAUAAUAGAUCUCUUCAUGGUUCUUUAUGGAUCUUCCAGGUGA